AUGCGAUCCGCUGCGUGCCUGUUGGCGCUGGGUGCGUCCUACUUCGGUGGUAUAGUCAGUGCCAUCCCUCAGCUGCCGGUGCCACCACCGUUCGAAAUCCAGGAGUCUAGUCUGCUGUCCGGGAAUGCGAGGUUCAGGCAGGUGAGGGGUAAUACGACUUUUGACCAGUUAAUUGAUCAUGAUAAUCCGGAGUUGGGAACCUUUCAACAGAGGUUCUGGUGGAGUUCGGAGUUCUGGAAAGGUCCUGGGUCUCCUGUCGUUCUGUUCACCCCUGGCGAGGCUGAUGCCCCGGGAUAUACUGGAUAUUUGACCAACCAGACCCUCCCCGGUCGCUUUGCGCAAGAGAUUGGGGGUGCAGUUAUCCUGCUGGAGCAUCGAUACUGGGGAACCUCAUCGCCAUACACGAACUUGAACACAGAGACCCUUCAGUACCUCACCCUGGAGCAGUCCAUUGCGGAUCUAACGCACUUUGCUAAGACUGUCGACCUUGCGUUCGAUUCCAACCACAGCAGCAAUGCUGACAAGGCGCCCUGGGUGCUCACGGGAGGCUCGUACAGUGGUGCGCUGUCUGCAUGGACGGCAUCGACAGCCCCCGGUACUUUCUGGGCGUACCAUUCCUCCAGUGCACCCGUUGAGGCAAUCUACAACUUUUGGCAAUAUUUCGUCCCUGUGGUCGAGGGCAUGCCCCGGAACUGCAGCAUGGAUGUCUCGCGCGUGGUCGAGUACGUCGACCAGGUCUACAAGUCAGGAGACAAGAGGCGCCAGCAGAAAUUGAAGGAAAUGUUCGGCCUCGGAGCGCUCCAGCACUUCGAUGACUUUGCGGCUGCGCUCGAGAAUGGGCCGUGGUUGUGGCAGUCCAACAGCUUCUAUACUGGGUAUUCAGAAUUCUACCAGUUCUGCGAUAUGGUGGAGAAUGUUCAACCCGGAGCUAAGACCGUCCCUGGACCGCAAGGUGUUGGUCUGGAGAAAGCACUGAAGGGCUACGCGUCAUGGUUCAAAUCUUCAUUCCUGCCAGGAUACUGCGCUGGCUUCGGUUAUUGGACCGACAAACUCGCCAUUGAUUGCUUUGACACCCAUAAACCAUCAAAUCCUAUCUUCACGGACCAGUCUCUCGCCAACACAGGGAACCGGCAAUGGACAUGGUUGCUGUGCAACGAGCCUCUCUUCUAUUGGCAAGACGGUGCGCCUCCUACCGAAAUCACCGUCGUCUCGAGACUAGUUUCGGCCGAGUAUUGGCAGCGACAGUGCCAGUUGUACUUCCCCGAGAUUAACGGUCACACAUAUGGCAGUGCUGAAGGCAAGAGGGCCUCCGAUGUCAACAAGUGGACCAAGGGCUGGGACUCGACCGACACGAAACGCCUGAUCUGGACAAAUGGACAAUAUGACCCCUGGAGAGACUCUGGAGUGUCAUCCGUCUUCAGACCUGGAGGUCCUCUCCGCUCGACCAAGCAAGCGCCUGUGCAGGUAAUUCCAGGUGGAUUCCAUUGCUCAGAUUUGCGACUGCGUAACGGGCAGGUGAAUGCUGGGGUGCAGAAGGUGAUUGACAACGAGGUGGCUCAGAUCAAAGCCUGGGUCAAGGAAUACCCCAAACACUAG
Messenger RNA from Aspergillus clavatus NRRL 1, 1596 nucleotides. RefSeq names its product putative serine peptidase. The record is from RefSeq and is a predicted model, not a curated record. The coding region runs from base 1 to 1596 and encodes 531 amino acids. NCBI's taxonomy places the organism in Eukaryota, Fungi, Ascomycota, Eurotiomycetes, Eurotiales, Aspergillaceae. Gene Ontology annotation, molecular function: dipeptidyl-peptidase activity; serine-type exopeptidase activity. The transcript has 10 exons. Gene Ontology annotation, biological process: proteolysis.